Molecule: messenger RNA, 1803 nt
Organism: Alosa sapidissima (American shad)
Lineage: Eukaryota; Metazoa; Chordata; Actinopteri; Clupeiformes; Clupeidae
Gene: gpatch3
Product: G patch domain containing 3
Exons: 7
Coding region: 64-1635 (523 amino acids)
Biological process (GO): negative regulation of RIG-I signaling pathway; negative regulation of type I interferon production; positive regulation of DNA-templated transcription
Molecular function (GO): nucleic acid binding
Source: RefSeq, a predicted model, not a curated record
UGGUUCAGAAAACCGGAAGUUAAAUAACAUUUACUCUAUGACGAUUCAAGAACGUAAACAAGUAUGGCGGAUUGUGCAGAGCCUGUCUACUUUGCCGUUACAAACAUCCCAGUGAAAUUUAGAUCCGCUGACCUCCGAAACUACUUCAGUCAAUUUAUCGAAAGUGGCGGAUUCAUUUGUUUUCACUACCGUCAUCGACCAGAGAUCCAAAAAGAGACCGCAAGUUCCGUCAAUGAACGGAAAACUCAAGAGUCCGAGACAGAAGCGACACCACAGAUCAUUAACAACGAGGAUGAUGAGAAUAGCCCGACGGAAGAUCCCCAAAGUGCGGCCAAAGACGUGAAAAAUGUGAAAUUUUGUUGUUGUGUGGUGUCAGUACACGCCAAGGACACACACCGGUUCCUUAAAAUGUACUCAGGAAACCAGUGGAUCGAUUCAAAGGGAAACUGGCUUGCAAAGUGUUGUGUCAUUAGAAGAGUACGAGUUUCGCCUCAGAGUGGUGAUGACACCUUUCCAUAUAAGACAAAGGCGGAGCAGCGGCGCCGAGUGGCCCUGAGCGAAAACUUUACCGAAGCCGACUUGAAGGCGAUGCCUGAGCUUAACCCUCCCUCCCUGAUGCCUGCCGGUAAUGUGGGCACACCAGUCAGCGUCUUUCUACAGCUCAUCCAGUCCUGUCGUCUGCCGCCGCGCCUCAUCCGCAAGCUUGGCCUCAUCUUCCCCAAGACGGGCUCCAGCCGACGCUACGGCAACGUGCCCUACCACUACCAGGGCUCCGGUGAGAUGAUCUCCAGCCCCACGGAAGAGAGCGUGUUCACGGCGAGAGGUCACGAGAUCUGUGGCCCUGGGAAAGUGCCUCUUCCUCUGGUUGGAGGCGGGGCUCCUCAGGGUUCCAUGAGCACCCUGCAGAGAGAGGAGGAACCUGAGCCAGAGGAGGAAGAGGAGGAUGCUGCUCAGUCUGAUGCUGAUGAUGACGAUGACCGCUGUGAGGAGUGGGAAAGGCACGAGGCUCUGCAUGAGGAUGUGACCAGUCAGGAGCGCAGCAAGGAGAGGCUGUACGAGGAGGAGAUUGAGCUCAAGUGGGAGAAGGGAGGAUCCGGCCUGGUCUUCUACACAGACGCCCAGUACUGGCAGGAGGAGGAGGGAGAUUUUGAUGAGCAAACUGCAGAUGACUGGGAUGUAGACAUGAGCGUUUACUACGACAAAGAUGGAGGAGAUAUGGACUCGCGGGAUUAUGUGCAAAUGCGUCGGGAAAGGAGGUUAAGAGAGGGGCUGAGAGAAGAGUCCUGCUCCCAGCAUCACAUUGGAAGCUUUGAGAAGUUUACCAAGGGGGUGGGGAGACGUGUGAUGGAGAAACAGGGCUGGAGAGAAGGCGAUCGGUUGGGCCAUAGUCAGGUUGGCUUGGCUGACGCUCUGGAAAAUGAGGGACAGCAUCCAAACUGCAAGCGUGGCUUUGGUUACCAUGGAGAAAAACUGAACUCUUUUGUUAAAAAACCUAGAAGAGAUUUUCACAUUUCCACGGUGUAUGAUAAGCCCCUAGACAUCGAUAAGGGCGACAGUCUCUUGAGGCGCCAGCCGACCUCCAGCAUGAAGUACAAAGGAUGGCAACCAGGGGGCAGCAUUGGACCAAGUAGAUGACUAUGUUAAACGGAUUUUAGUGAAAAAAUGUUGUUGGAAGACAUUUCUUUCACUUUUGUGCAUUUACUGUAUCAGUAAAUUGUUUUAGAAUCUUAUUAUGAUAUGAUAGUGUCUUAAUGUAAUUAUGUGCUGGUUUUUUUUACUAUUAAAAUGUCUUAAUACAUGAAA